Molecule: messenger RNA, 4175 nt
Organism: Paramecium primaurelia
Lineage: Eukaryota; Ciliophora; Oligohymenophorea; Peniculida; Parameciidae
Source: the annotation of a GenBank genome assembly
AUGAAUUUUUUCAAGUUCCUAUAUAGAGAACCAAUUAAACACGAAGUAAAUCAAAAGUUCAUAAAACAUGUUAUUUAUUCAAAUGAUGAUGAAUAUUAAGGAGAAUUAGUGAAUGAUAAACGGCAUGGAUAAGGUACUUAUAAGUUUGUCUCUGGCAAUCGUUAUGAAGGAGAGUGGAAAAAUCAUUAGAAACAUGGAAAAGGGAAAUUAUACUAUAAGAAUGGUGAAUUAUAUAUAGGUGAUUGGAUAGAGAAUAAAAAAUGUGGUGAGGGAAUGCAUUUUUAUAUUAAUGGUGAUAGAUAUGUAGGAGAAUGGAAAGAUGAUUAAAGAGAUGGAAUGGGGUUAAUCUAUUAAUCAGACAAAAACACUUUUUAUGGUAUAUAUACAUAGUAAUUAUAGGAUAAUUCAGAAUGAAUAAAAAAUUUGGAACAGGUUAUUUGUUUAAUUCAAGAGAGAGAAAAUAUUAUAAAUAAUAGUAUGAAUAAGAUAACCUAUUGGAUAAUGUAUAAAUAGAUGAACCACCUUUAUUUGUGUUAGAGAAAUUUCAUGUAAAGGCUGAAAAAAGUCAUGUUGAAAAAGAGAAAAUUGAAGAUAAUGUGAUUAAUGUUGAUGCAAGUCCUCCUAUUUAAGUAGAUAAUGAUAAAUAGAAAGAAUAAGUAGAAAGUUAAUAAGGAGAAUAAGAUCAGUAAUAAAAAGUAGAAUACAAAUCAAUAUAAUUAAUCAGUUCACAACAACAUGGAUUUUUAAGUUUAUAGGUUCUAGAAAAGAUUGAUUAAUUUGAGAAUCAAAAGAAUAGUAAUAUUCAUUAUUUAAAAUUCAGUGUAGGAAUGGUAAUUGGAAGAAGUAUGUGGAUGGCUUGAUUCACUUGAAUUAGGAGAAUACAAAGAAGAAUUUAUUAAAAAUUAAAUGGCUGGAAAGACACUUUAUGGAUUGACAGAUAAUGAAUUGAAAUAAGAUUUAGGAAUCUCUGUUUUAGGUCAUAGAAAGAAAAUAUUAUAAUCAAUAGAAGAGUAUAAAAAAUAUUAUAUGAAAUUUAUGGAAGGCAAAAUCAGAUUAAAAAAACCUUUAGAAUCUUUGGAAGAGAGAAAAGGUUUAUAUACAUCAAUUGAAUAAUUAAGAUUUAAAAGUUUAUUUUCAUAUAUGGAGAAGAUUGAAGAGGAAUAAAAUGAAUAUCCAGAUAAUAAUAAGAAAGAAUCAAGUAGUGAUUCUUAUAACAGUUAUCGAAAAAAAAGAAAUACAAAAGAAUCUUAAAAGUCUCCAACUAGAUCUAUCUCUAAUGAUUCUAANGUUAUUCUUAUUUAAUUAAUGAAUUUUUUCAAGUUCCUAUAUAGAGAACCAAUUAAACACGAAGUAAAUCAAAAGUUCAUAAAACAUGUUAUUUAUUCAAAUGAUGAUGAAUAUUAAGGAGAAUUAGUGAAUGAUAAACGGCAUGGAUAAGGUACUUAUAAGUUUGUCUCUGGCAAUCGUUAUGAAGGAGAGUGGAAAAAUCAUUAGAAACAUGGAAAAGGGAAAUUAUACUAUAAGAAUGGUGAAUUAUAUAUAGGUGAUUGGAUAGAGAAUAAAAAAUGUGGUGAGGGAAUGCAUUUUUAUAUUAAUGGUGAUAGAUAUGUAGGAGAAUGGAAAGAUGAUUAAAGAGAUGGAAUGGGGUUAAUCUAUUAAUCAGACAAAAACACUUUUUAUGGUAUAUAUACAUAGUAAUUAUAGGAUAAUUCAGAAUGAAUAAAAAAUUUGGAACAGGUUAUUUGUUUAAUUCAAGAGAGAGAAAAUAUUAUAAAUAAUAGUAUGAAUAAGAUAACCUAUUGGAUAAUGUAUAAAUAGAUGAACCACCUUUAUUUGUGUUAGAGAAAUUUCAUGUAAAGGCUGAAAAAAGUCAUGUUGAAAAAGAGAAAAUUGAAGAUAAUGUGAUUAAUGUUGAUGCAAGUCCUCCUAUUUAAGUAGAUAAUGAUAAAUAGAAAGAAUAAGUAGAAAGUUAAUAAGGAGAAUAAGAUCAGUAAUAAAAAGUAGAAUACAAAUCAAUAUAAUUAAUCAGUUCACAACAACAUGGAUUUUUAAGUUUAUAGGUUCUAGAAAAGAUUGAUUAAUUUGAGAAUCAAAAGAAUAGUAAUAUUCAUUAUUUAAAAUUCAGUGUAGGAAUGGUAAUUGGAAGAAGUAUGUGGAUGGCUUGAUUCACUUGAAUUAGGAGAAUACAAAGAAGAAUUUAUUAAAAAUUAAAUGGCUGGAAAGACACUUUAUGGAUUGACAGAUAAUGAAUUGAAAUAAGAUUUAGGAAUCUCUGUUUUAGGUCAUAGAAAGAAAAUAUUAUAAUCAAUAGAAGAGUAUAAAAAAUAUUAUAUGAAAUUUAUGGAAGGCAAAAUCAGAUUAAAAAAACCUUUAGAAUCUUUGGAAGAGAGAAAAGGUUUAUAUACAUCAAUUGAAUAAUUAAGAUUUAAAAGUUUAUUUUCAUAUAUGGAGAAGAUUGAAGAGGAAUAAAAUGAAUAUCCAGAUAAUAAUAAGAAAGAAUCAAGUAGUGAUUCUUAUAACAGUUAUCGAAAAAAAAGAAAUACAAAAGAAUCUUAAAAGUCUCCAACUAGAUCUAUCUCUAAUGAUUCUAAUGAAAGCAACAUUAGUGAUAAUAAUAAAUCUGUAAAAUUAAAAAGAUAGAAAAGCAAAAAAAGUAAAAAAUAAUAAAGAAAAGUUACAUUGGAUUUAUAAAAAUCUGGAGAUUCUGCUGAUGAUGAAGAAGGAAAAUAACAAUUAGCUUCUCCAUAUUGUAUUUGAUUUUAUCUAUUAUAUAGAAUCUCCAAAUAAAAUGAAUAAUAAUAACAUUAGUGAUUAAAAAAUAGAUAUACUUGUUUUAAAUGAUUAUGUAAAUGGAGCUGAAGAAAUUAAAGAUAAAGAAUCUAAUGUAACAUUUGAAUUGUCUAGAUAAUAAUCAACAAAUAAAUAAGAAUUAUCUGAUUUUGUAUCUUCAAAAAGUCCUCCAUAAAUUAAUAUAAUAAAUGAUGAAUUAAAUUAACUUCAAUUAGAAAAAUUGCAAUCUAUUACUUUAUAAUUAUCAAGAUAGAAAUCAGAAAUUAAUGGAAACAAAUUCUAAGAUUAAGAUUCAUCAAGUUAAGAAUCAGAUGUAUCUGGAAAUGAUUCAAGUUCAGAUUCAUCUGAUGAUGAAAAAAUAAAAAAAAAAUAAAAGAGAUAAAAAGAAAUCAGAAAAGAAAAAGAAAAAGAUGAUAGACAAUAACAUCAUUUACCAAAAAAACUAUUAUUUAUGCUUAAAGAAUUUGGCAUAAAUGAAAGAGUGUUAAUAGUUUUCCAUGAAUUGAUUAUAGGAUAAAUAAUAGGAGAAGGAGGAUAUGGAGUAGUACAUAAAGGUAAGUGGCUUGGUUAAGAUGUAGCUAUUAAAUCAUAUGGUAAAAGGAAAUCUUAAGGAAAUUUGAAAUAUAAAUUAUAAAUGGCAGAUUUUUUAAAAGAAGUUGAGGUUAUAUCAAAUCUACGUCAUCCAAAUAUUGUUUUAUAUAUGGGUGUGUGUAUAAGGAAGUAGAAUUACUAUUUAAUUACUGAAUAUCUAGAGGAAGGCAGUCUUUUCGAUCAUUUACAUAAAAAGAAAACACAUAUAGAUCAAAAAGCUUUGAUGUAAAUAGUUGAGGAUAUAGCAUUAGGAAUGAAUUAUCUUCAUGGAAGAAAAGUUAUGCAUUGUGAUUUAAAAUCAUCUAAUGUUUUAAUUGAUCAAAAUUGGAAUGUCAAAUUAUGUGAUUUUGGUUUAUCUAGAAUAAAUAAAAAAAUUGAUCAUAAAAUUAAUAAAGGAGCAAGAAUAGGUACACCACAUUGGAUGGCACCAGAAAUUAUGAGAGGAGAAUCCUAUUAAGAAAAAGCUGAUGUAUAUAGUUUUGGUAUGAUCUUAUGGGAAAUUAUAACCUAAUAAAUUCCUUAUGAAGGUUUAUCUUAAACUUAGAUUAUUGGUUCUGUAGGAUAUGGUUAAGAUUAAGUGCCAAUACCAUCUCAUAGCAAUCCUCCUAUUUUACUUUAAUUAGCAAAGAAAUGUUUAAAAAAAAAUCCAGAUGAAAGACCUACUUUUGCAGAUAUUGUGAAUGAAAUUUAACAAGGAUAAAAAACAGAUGCAAAAUUAAAAAGUAUUAUUAUUAAAUCUUAUAUAUUAGAAUAAGCAAUAGAGCAGCUCAUGGACUUUUUUAGAUGAACUAUCA